UACUGCAACAGGUUGGAUUCGUGCUAAGGGAAUAAAAUAUUUGUGGUUGCUAGGAGACUCUAGAAGCGUAGCUCGAACUGCCACGGCGCACCUAUGUGACGUUCUUUGUAGCGCAACGUAUGAAUUCGUUAGUACCAUUGGAGACACGAGUGUCGGUUGUAAAUUUUAGUGUUCUAAAAUCGUCUAUGGCACUGAUAGCAAAAAGCUGAAUAAUCUGAAACUAAAGUGCACUUCAAGACACCUAGUGUUUCUCUUACAUUAGAAACAAGGAUUUAAAUGUUGCUGUUUUUUAGUGACUUUACAAGAAUGGACAAACGUUGCACUUUGUGAUCUAGAAACUUUAUUAAUGUCGGAUCCAGAAGAAAAUUUACUUGUAAAUGUUCUUGCUUUACGGAAGUGUUUAAUGAAGACUGAAAAGAGUUUGCAGAACAUUCAAGAGGAACUAGUCGAUGGCUCCAAUAGUGCAUCAGUAAAGAGUUCUGUGUGCAACGAUCCAGUUGCUUUAACUCUGGAAGAUCUACAAAGACCUGAUGAAAGAGAAACAUUAUCUUUCCAUCCUCGCUUCACCAGCACUAGCAGAAUGUCGGACAGCAAUCCAAGAGCUCGUUCAGGUUUCUCUACAUCGCUGAAGAUGCUAGAAAUUGAAAACGAGAAACUGAAGAGGAAAUUGAGUACAAUCUGUGAGGAAAACUCUUCACUGGUUGCCGAAAAUGAUUGGCUGAAGGCUGAAAUGGACUCAUUACAGUCUGAACUAUCUAACUCAAAGUCAAAGAUUUGUUAUCUUGAGUCUAACUAUGAAGCCAAGGUGUCCAAUGUGCCAGACUUAAAAGAACAUAUCAUUAGCUUGGAAGCUGAAGUUAAUGCUCAAGAAAAUGCCUUAAGAGAUGCUGAAAGAAAGCUUGAACAGAGCCAAUUAACAGUGCUUGCAACUGAAAGGGUAGUUGACAAGCUUAAAGAGGAGCUAAAAAGAGUGAAAUCUGAAUGUGCUGAAAAGACAUGGCAAGCAAAAAGAACGGAACAGCAAAGAAAUGAAGCUUUAUAUAAUGCAGAGAAGCUAACAGUAGCACUUCAACAAUGCAAAGAAAACUUUUCAGACAAGUUAAAAAAGGUCCUUGGCAGUGAAAAUACUUGUAAGGAGAGUCUGGCACAGUGUAACCAUGAAAGGCAACAGGUUGAAAGGAAAUACUUGACUCUUGAAACAGAAAUUGAUCAAUUAAGACAGCAAAUGAGGCAGUUGAAGGAGGACAUUAGUAAGGAGAACACAGCAAAAUCACAACUAGAGUCUGAAAAAAACAAGACAUUAAGUCUCCUGGAAGAUGCAAAGCAAACAAUUUCUAGGCUUGAAAAGGAGCUAAUAGACAAGGAAAACAUUAUAAAAGAAAACAACUGUUUAAAAAAUGAAAACGAAGAACUACAGUCAACUUCAAAUGACUUAAAGGAAAAACUAAUUCGGUUUGAGCAGAAAAUGGUGGAGAAUCAAGAUGAGUUAACAAGUCUUGAAUCCAUUUUACACCAGUUUUCUUUAAAGGAGAACAUUGGGAUAAAGACAUACGAGAAGAAAGAAAGUCAAAAUUUAGAAUCAUUUGUUCAUGAUUUAAGAAUGCAGCUAGAAUUGAAAGAGGGUGAGAUUAAGAAGCUUCAGACAGAAAUCACUUCCUAUAAAAUGAAUGAUCAUCUGUCUCCGGAAAACCAUGAAAAUGGACAAUACAGCCACUUUGAAAAAACAGGAGAAAGAAAAUACCAUCAAAUGUUACCACUUAUCCUUGGUCUAAAAGAAGACAAGAAAAAACUUGAAGAUCUUGUUCAGAUGUUCCGGAAAAAACAAGCAGAAGCAGAAGUUAAAAUUUCAUCUUUGGAGACUCGAAUGGCCCAGAGGACUACUCAGUUUCAGCAGAUACAAGAUGAACUUCUAGAUAAAGCUGCUGAAUCAGUUAAACUGGAAAAAGAGGUGAAAAAGAAAGAAAGCCAAAUUUCAUCAUUAGAGGCACAGCUUGAGGAAAAAAUCAGCUUAUAUUCUACAACAGCAAUCCGAAUUGCUGACUUGGAGGAGGAACUGGAAGGGAAAAACAAUCAUAUCCAUUUUCUGGAAGUAUCUUUAGGAAAGGAAAAACAGGAGGCUUUGCAGACACGAGAAAAUCUAAAAAAAGCCCACAUGGAUAAAUACACUGAAUUGGAAAAUCAGGUUGAUAUGUUACAGAGUGAUCUGGAACACAAACAGCUUCAGCUGAGGGACCAAGAAAGGAGACUAGCAGCUCUGCAACAUGAGUGUCUAACCAAUCAGCAACAAGCAGAGUCCUUGGAAUCUGCUUUGACAGUGGCUCGGCAGGAACUGGAAAAAGCAACAAAGUGCAACAAAGAAGCACUAAAGGAGUUCCAGAAUCAAGCAACAGAUUCAGCAAACAAGAUUAGGUACCUGGAAGCAGCACUGACAACAUGUGAUAAUGAACUGAAAUGCUGUAUACAGAGAGCUGAAGAGGACAAGAAUUUAUUUGAGAAACAGCUCAAGAGGAAAUGUGAAGAGGUUCAGCAAUUGCAAAAAGAACUUAAGUGCAGUAUAGAGACUUUGCAAGAAACCAGUGAGCAGAACAUGCGCCUGCAACAGAUGCUUGAAGAACAGCAGUUAAUGUUACAGCAGUCCACCACCAGAGUCGGAGAGCUGGAGGAUCAUCAAUCGGAGCUACAGAAAAUGAUUUCAUCACUUGAACAAGAAUUGCAGAAGCAGAAGACAGCUACCAAAGAUCAGCUGAGGACAGUGGAUGAACAUCUUCAGACUGCUCGCCGUGAUAUUGAAUAUAAAGAUCUCCAAAUUUCUGAAUUAAUGGAAACUGCCAGGCAAGUGAAGAUGGAAAGAAAUAAUGACAAGGAAGAGCUGAACAAAAUGGAAAAAGAGAUGUUGAGGUUACGCAAUGACAGCAGCAGCCAGGCCAUCCAGCUAAGCCAGCUUGAGGUCAAUUUACAAGAAACAAAGGAGCAGCUUGAGAAAAAAUCUGAUCUUGUGAUUGAUUUGGAAGAGCAACUUCAUCGCAGUGAGGCGGAUCGUCGCAAUUCCCUGCAGAGGACCCAGGAGUUUGAGGACCAGCUGAAAACGGUGCGUGGUGAACUUAUGGACACCAUUCAGCAGUUACAACAGUUGCAAGAUGCACUGCAGCAGUGUCAGUUAUCUACAGAAGAGAAAGAUUUGACCAUUCAAAAAUUGUCUGCUGAGCUGAGGGAUUGCAAGAAUGAGUUGGAUGACAGAAACAAUGAACUACUUGACAUGGAUCAGGCACUAAAGGAACGCCAAUGGGAACUUAAGCAGAGGGCAGUUCAGCUAACAAAAUUAGAUUUAACAAUCCGUGAACACCAGGCAGAAAUGGAAGAGAAACUCUGCCAACUUGAAGGGGCUUUGGCAAAGUCUAAACAGGAGUUGACAGAACGUAAUAAACAGAUUGAAAUACUGGUUGAUAAACUGAAGAUAGCUGAAGAAGAGUUGCAACAAAAGGAUGAUUUUGAAAAGCAGGCUGUGGAGCACAGACAGCAGGUGAGGCUUGCCAGAGAGCAACUCCAGCAAGUCCACAGAGAGCUGGCAGAGGCUAGAAAAGAAGGAGAACGGUUAGCUGAAGAGCUUAAUGAAACCAUCCAGAUAUCACAUGAGAAGGAGGCUCGUGCAAACCGUUUAGCUGAAGACCUGGGUGUGGCUCAUGCCCGGUGCUCACAGAUUGAAGCCAGAAUGAAGGCAAAGAUAGAGAAACUUCAAGGAGAUUAUUUCCAUCAUAAAGAAGCACACAAACGAGAGAUUUUAGGGCUCCAGGAGAACCAAACCAGCUCAUUGGCUUCUUCUGGUACACUCUCUACCAAUCUAAAAAACACCCAGGAAUAUCUAAAAGAGAAGCUGCAGCAGAGAGAAAGAGAUCUGGAGGAAGCUGAAGGCAAUAUUCUUCAUCUGCAGGCUGAGCUACAAGAACGUGAUGAUGUAAUUCAAGCUGGGAAAGAGGCUCUAUUAAUUAAAAAGUCUGAAGUUGCAAGAUUGCAGGCCAAAAUCUCCAGUUAUGAGAGAGCAAUGAGAAUGAAGGACUGCAGUUUUCAUCAUCUUUUAAAGUCUGAUGCUGACAGAAAAGAUUCUACUCUGAGAAGUUGUUCCAGCCUUCGUGAAAAGUUAAAGACCUGCAGCUGGUCAAAUGCUGAAUCUGUGGAUCUUGAAAGAGAUAUUGAAGACAGUCUGGAUAAUUCUCCUAUUCAGCCUCUGAAAUUGAGUGGAGAAUGCUGCAGUGAAAGUGACAUUUCUUUAGCAGGAGUCGGUUUGCAGGAUGAAUCUUCAUUUAAUCCACUCACAUACAAAGUAGACAAUAAUAUAAGUGACUUUAUGUCUGAUAAAUCUGAUUUAGACUCUCUGAGUGGAAUGUUAAAGUUUAUCAGUGAAGAAGUGAGUGCCAAAUCCCAGUCCCUUAGAAAGUCAUCAAGUCUGGCUUCAUUAAAAUCUGUUCAUGAACAACAGAAUAAUAAAACUGAAGACCCAUUUAGCAGCUGUUUCAACAACUGUCGAAAAUGACCAUUUACUUUCCAAUUCUUCAUAUCAGAGCCACUGAGCGCACCGAACACUCAAGGACUUGAUGCCCCAUCAAGAUGGAAGUUGUUAUGCAGGGGAAAAAAGGAAAGAAAACGAUAUUUUUGUAUGUAAAUAUUUUUUGUAGUGUAAAUGAAUUUAAUCUAAAUAGAAAUAUUUUUACAAUUAUUAUUUUACAGUUAUUAUUUUUCACAGCAAAAUAAAGAGCAGUUCA
Messenger RNA from Erpetoichthys calabaricus (reedfish), 4757 nucleotides. RefSeq names its product coiled-coil domain-containing protein 18-like. The record is from RefSeq and is a predicted model, not a curated record. NCBI's taxonomy places the organism in Eukaryota, Metazoa, Chordata, Cladistia, Polypteriformes, Polypteridae. The transcript has 30 exons. Bases 347 to 4528 code for a protein of 1393 amino acids.